GAAAACGGCGUCUCUUUGAUUUACACGAUUGACUGACGAGAUUGUUGUUAUUUCGGCGAUGUUCGCAUUCGAAAAGAUGAAUCGCUAUAUGGAGUUAGGAUCCGGCGGUGAUGAGGAGAAUCCGUUGGUAAUGAGAGGAAUCCGGCAGCCUAGUACAAAUCUGUUCGAUGCUCUACCGUGGAUCCUAUAUGUUCAAUUCGUUGAUUUUUUUGGAGUAUCUACUCACCGGAGAACACUAUCUCUGACCGGAGUUUGGUAAUUAAUCUUUUCUCUAUCUUUAUAAAUCAGUAAAUUUUUUUAUCAAGGUAGUAUGCUCUAAUGACAGAUUGAUUGUGUCAUUAUGAUUCGAGAAAAUUCAAUCAAAGGAAUGUCAAACAUAUUGUUCCAAAGUGACUUUUCAUGGUAUUAUCUACAUUCUUCCAAUGAUUGUGUCAUUAUGAUUCGAGAUAAUUCAAUCAAAGGAAUGUCAAACGCGUUGACCAAAAGAUGAGUCAAAUUUUGUAUAUAUCGCCACCACCACCACCAUCCACAUCUCACACUCACAUCAAUGGAAUUUGGUUUCAUGAUAAUACUAUUCUCAUGUGUCUUAUUCUUGCUUCUGUCAACUUGUGCAACACUAGACACCAUCUCUACAAAUCAAGUAUUCAGAGAUGGAGACACAAUAGUUUCAGAUGAUAAUAUGUUUGAACUCGGCUUCUUUAGCCCGGGAAAAUCCAUGAAUCGGUACCUAGGGAUCUGGUACAAGAAGAUAUCCACGGGUACACUUGUAUGGGUUGCUAACAGGGAGACACCAAUCACAGAUGACUCAGGCAGGCUCAAACUUAGCAGACAAGGAGACCUACUAAUUCUCGGUGCUGACAAUACAGUGAUCUGGUUAUCGAAUUCAACAGUAUCCGCGAUGAGCAAUAAUCCUGUGGUGGUGGUGCAGCUUCUGGAUACUGGAAAUCUUGUUGUAUGGGAUAGAAGCACCAAGAACGGAAAUGUAAUCUGGCAAAGUUUUGAUUAUCCAGGUAACACAUUAUUACCAGGAAUGAAAUAUGGAAAAGAUUUAGUAACAGGAAGAGAGCGGGUUAUAAUACCAUGGAAGAGUGCAGAUGAUCCCUCACCAGGUGAAUAUUUACACUGGCUAGACACAAAUGGAUAUCCACAAAUGUUUGUCAGACAAGGUUCGGUUAUACGAUGGAGAUAUGGACCAUGGAAUGGUCGUAAAUUUCAAGCUUUACUCAUGGAAAACCCAAAUCCUAUUUACUCGGUUCAAUUUGUUUCUAACGAAAAGGAAAUAUAUUUCAAAUAUGAGCUUAAAACAUCGGUUGUUCAAAGGGUCAUUGUGUUGCCAGAUGACACCGCUGUGCAUUUGCGUUGGAUGGAUCAAAUCCAAGACUGGGUUGUGCAAUCUGUUAGAACAGUAACAGAGAUUUGUGGUGGUUAUGGACUUUGUGGGCCAUACGGAAGCUGCAACGGUAAUAGGUACCCCCCUUGUACUUGUAUGGCAGGUUUUAAGCCUCGGGUCCCAGAUGAAUGGGAUAGAGGUAAUGGGUCUAGUGGGUGUGAACGUAAACGGGCUUUAGAUUGUGGAAGUGGGUCUGGCUUUAAAAGAGUUUCAGGAGUUAUAUUUCCAGACACACGCCGUUCAUGGUAUAAUCAUAGCAUGACGCUUGAAGAAUGUGAGAUGGCUUGCAGAAUGAACUGCAAUUGUACAGCUUUUGCAAAUACAGAUAUCAGAAAUGGCGGAAGCGGAUGUUUGCUUUGGUUUGAUGAGCUUCUUGAUACCACAGAGAGUGAGGAUAAGCAGGAUCUUUACAUAAAAUUGGCUGCCACUGAGUUAGCUGCAGGAAACGACGAUUCCCCGGCUAUCUUAAACAAGAAAGAAAGAGUAUAUACAGUGGUAUUUUUAACUACAUCUGUUGUGCUACUUCUAUUUAUGGUGGCAUAUUCUUGUAUAAAGAAACAGAAAAGGCUUCAUAUGAAAGAAAGAGAAGACAGGUAUGCCCUUGAUAAAAAGGAUAACAGUGUGCGGAUGGAAGAUCUUGAUGAGCUACCUUUACUUAGUCUAAAUAAAAUAGUCAAGGCUACAGAUAACUUUAACAUCAACAAAAAAAUUGGAGAAGGUGGAUUUGGUCCAGUUUACAAGGGUGUGUUGGAAGAUGGACAAGAGGUAGCUGUGAAGAGGCUCUCAGAAACAUCCCAUCAAGGGAUUGAAGAAUUCAAGAAUGAAAUCAUUUGUAUUGCCAAACUUCAGCAUCGCAAUCUCGUGAAGCUUCUUGGAUACUGCAAUCACAGAAAUGAACUGAUUUUGGUUUAUGAAUACAUGACAAACAAAAGUUUAGACUUAUAUCUAUUUGAUGAAAGCUCGAUGCUUGACUGGCCACAACGGUUUAAUAUUAUACAAGGGAUGGCUCGAGGUAUUCUUUAUCUACAUCAAGAUUCCCGUCUUCAAAUCAUACACAGAGACCUCAAGGCAGGUAAUAUUCUUUUGGAUGGUGACAUGAACCCCAAAAUCUCCGACUUCGGCCUUGCUAGAAAGUUUGUAGGAUCCGAUACUGCCACUAAGACAAAAAAAGUAGUGGGAACAUAUGGUUAUAUUUCUCCAGAAUACGCUAUACAUGGAAGAUUUUCUGUAAAGUCUGAUGUAUAUAGUUUUGGAGUUUUGGUGUUGGAGAUAGUGAGUGGUAAGAAAAACAGAGAAUUCUGUCAUGAUGAUCGCAAUGACAACCUUCUUGGACAUGCAUGGAGACUUUAUAAACAAGGCAGAUCCAUUGAACUUAUGUGUGCAUCUUUACAUGCCUCUUGUGUCAUCCCUGAAGUGCUAAGAUCAAUACAUGUUGGAUUAUUAUGUGUGCAAAAUCAUGCAAAAGAUAGGCCAACUAUGUUAUCGGUGGUUUUAAUGCUGGUCAGUGAGAGUGUGUUGCCUGAACCUAAACAACCAGCUUUUUACUCUGAGGAGAGCAGUAGUGAACUUGAGUCUGUUUCAUCAGUUGAUGGUUCCAUGAUAACACAUUUAUAUGCCCGAUAGCAAACAAGUGAUGCUAUCAGAUGUACAUGAAGCUGUAACAUAUUCCAGGCACUUGUUGUAGUGGAUGUUGCCAUAACAUUUUUUAGUGUCAAAAUAUAUUCACGCUGAUACAGAAAUCAAAUAAAAGAAUUUCAAAAGUUAGGCUAUGUGUAGUGGUUUUAUGCCCCUUCAGGUCCUGUUUUACGUGCAUUUCUAUUGGCUGUAGCAUGGGGUCCACAACCAUGCAUGUGACUCCUCUCAUGAUGA
This is a messenger RNA of Helianthus annuus (common sunflower), 3259 nucleotides long. Its product is annotated as G-type lectin S-receptor-like serine/threonine-protein kinase At4g27290. The record is from RefSeq and is a predicted model, not a curated record. The transcript is spliced from 7 exons. Gene Ontology annotation, biological process: recognition of pollen; protein phosphorylation. Gene Ontology annotation, molecular function: protein serine/threonine kinase activity; ATP binding. Lineage: Eukaryota; Viridiplantae; Streptophyta; Magnoliopsida; Asterales; Asteraceae. The coding region runs from base 548 to 3013 and encodes 821 amino acids.